This is a messenger RNA of Cercopithifilaria johnstoni, 1056 nucleotides long. NCBI's taxonomy places the organism in Eukaryota, Metazoa, Nematoda, Chromadorea, Rhabditida, Onchocercidae. The record is from the annotation of a GenBank genome assembly.
AUGGCGAAAAAGCGGAUUCAAACGGAAGAAUACAAAGAGAAAAAUAGAGAAAGCAAAGAGAAUAGUCCCACGGGAUUACGAUGCUGCAAAUGCAAUAAUUUUAAUGUAUGGCGAAUUAAGCUGAGACAAUGUGGACAUUUUGUUUGCAUUGAAUGUAUUCUCGAACAUCUCAAGUAUUGGAUUGAAGAAGAAAACAAAGCACGAAUUAAAUGCGCAAAGAGAACAUGUCCGAAGCGCAUUCAUGAAAAUGAUAUCGACGCUGUUUUUGAUCCUGAUAAUAAUGAUUUGGAGAUUUUUAUGAAAAGAUCAAAACGCGAGUAUCUAUUACAUGAGCAUCGAAAACAUAGCAUCUAUUAUGCAUUUGGAGGAAUGAUACAAAGAUGUCCACUUUGUAAGGCGCUUUACACAGAAUACGAUGGUUGUAACUUUGUACAGUGUGUUAAUAUAAGAUGCAAGCAACGAUUUUGUUGGGUAUGCAACGAGCCUACAGAAUCAUUGCAACAUUUCGCUGGUCGAGGAUGCAAACUUGGAUGGGAUGAUUUAUUCAAGCUCUGUUUCAUACUCAAAUUUUUGGCAUUCACCGAAGGAUGCCUGCUCAUCACUUUUUUACCACUCGUUUGCACAACUAUAAUAUAUUUUGGACCGUUCUUAAUACUAAUCGCACUUCCUUAUCAAAUAAUUUCGUUGUUUCGAGAAUUCAUGCGUCGAAUGAAUAAACCACCAUGGGCCAUUACUGCCUUGGCAGUGUUGCUGUUUCCGAUCAUGACAUUAGCAUCAGUUCCAUUUGCUAUUGGUUCGUUAUUAUUUCUGAUACCGAUGUCAACUGCAUACUGCGCCAUAGCAAUCAUUAAAUGUAUUCCUGUCUUUUCACGAGCUUGUAAUAUCCUUUACCUUUUAUCGAUAUUAGCUGGCUUUUUUGGUUUAGACCAAUGGCGUACUCUUUUACGGGAAAAUUAUGAAGCUAAUUGUCAACGUGAGGUGGAAAUUGCACAACGAGAAGCGGAAUUGAGCGAAAGACGACGAAUGACAGUUCAUAAAACUUCGAAAGUUUUCUAG